ACACAAAAAAUCAUUCUUCUCAUUACUAUUCUAUCUUUAAUUCUUACAACAUGGUAUCAGAGCAAUCUAUUCCAGUUUAGCUUAGCAGUAUUUUUCAGAAUCUCAGUUCAUGCCUCAGCCAGAACCUUAGCCCAAAAUUCAGAACCUCAGUCCAAAAUCCACAGUUUCAAAUAGCAUCACCUCCACCCUAAGCAGUCACGCCCUCCGCCGCCGACCUUACACUCGAAAUCCGCAGGCCACACGCGCCGUCAGAGGACCUCGCAGACCUAAUCGCAGACCCAAUCGCCGGAGAAUACAUCGGAACUAUUUUCCGGUGUCUUGAACGGUAUUAUCUUUCUGUGACUUUGCUUAUCAAGUAACAACGACAUUCAAGGAUAGUAUUUUGGUCGCUGUAAGUUUACCUAAUACAUAGCAUCUUAUUUCUGCAAUUAAAAAAAAAAGUCAAAAAAAAAAGUCAAAAAAAAAAAAGAAAAAAAUCAAAAAAAAAAAUGCCUGGUUCUGAUACAGACACUUCCACCGUACAACAUGCUCAGCCUUUGGUAGUUUCCGAAGUUAUUCCCAUUAAUUUUAAAAUUACUGAGAAUAAACUUUGUGGCUCUAACUAUCUUGAAUGGAGUAAAACUAUCAAACGUUAUUUACGAAGCAUUGAUAAAUACACCCACUUAGUUGAUGACCCGCCAAAGGAGGAGAUUGAUAGAGCUGCUAAUGCUGUAUGGCUUCGUGAUGAUUCUAGAUUAUUUAUCCAGAUUCAGAACUCCAUGGAGAAUGACGUCAUGGGGUAUGUUAGUCAUUGUGAUACUGUGAAAGAACUCUUUGAUUAUUUGGAAUUUAUGUAUUCUGGCAAAGGUAAUCUUAACCACAUCUAUGAGGUGUGCAAAGCCUUUUACAGGGCAGAAAUGAAAGAUAAGCCUCUCACAGCUUAUUUUAUGGAUUUCAAGAAAACGUAUGAAGAACUUAAUACCUUAAUGCCCUUUAGUCCUGAUAUCAAAGUGCAGCAGAAACAACGCGAACAAAUGGCAGUCAUGAGCUUUUUGGCUGGUCUUACGUCUGAUUUUGAAACAGCCAAAUCACAUAUCCUAUCUAGUGAUGUGGUCUCUUCUCUUCAAGAUGCUUUCAGUAGAGUGCUUCGCACUGACACUUCAUCCACAUCAUCAGCACCUCAGCCAAGCAAUGCUUUUGUAGGACAAGUCCCAACAUUCCCCAAUGGAGGUGAGAAGUGGCCACGCACAGGACCGAUUGGCAAAGGAGUAGUAUGCAACUACUGUAAGAAACUCGGACACUUGAUCAAAGAUUGUCGAAAGCUAAAGUUCAAAAUUCAAGGAAAUCAAGUCGCUCACAUUGCUUCCGCUACACAGCCAUCUAAUGGAUCCAUCAUUAUGUCUUCGGAGGAAUAUGCCAAAUUCCUAGGUUACCAGGAGGCUCUAAAGCAUUCAUCUACUCCUAUCUCAGCUGUAGCUAAUUCAGGUAAUCCAAACACAUGUCUUGUAUCUUCAUCCUCAAAAUGGGUUAUCGAUUCAGGAGCAACAGAUCAUAUGACAGGAUCUGUUGACGAAUCAGGUUAUUGGUAAAGGAUAUGAGUCGGCCGGUCUCUAUCUCU
This is a messenger RNA of Cuscuta europaea, 1597 nucleotides long. The record is from the annotation of a GenBank genome assembly. NCBI's taxonomy places the organism in Eukaryota, Viridiplantae, Streptophyta, Magnoliopsida, Solanales, Convolvulaceae.